ACACACACACACACACACACGCACGCACGAGAAGAUGGAGCACUCUGUGGUGCUGCAGGUGAUGAACACGGGCUCAAACGAGCUCAUACCGUACCGCAUCGACUACGAGGGCUUUGUGUCGUCGCUGAAACGCGGCGGGUACUGGAAGCCAUAUGCGUUUGUGCUGGAUGGCGGCGGAGGCGUUGUGGUGGACCUGACGGCGGAAACAUGGCCCACGUUCUCUGCACAGCACGUUGCAUCGCAAGGUGCACGCCUUAUGGUGCUGAAGCCGCACCCGAAGAAGAAGUUCUCGUCCUCGGAAGGCAACGCGCUGGACAUCAGCGACGCCGUCAUCGACUUUGUCAGCACAGCAACGACCGAGAGCGAGCGAUCGCUGCGCAUGCAGCGUGCGCUUGAAGUGGGGUGCAUGACACCACCUCUGCUGUCCCUCAAAGCGCCGCCCAUGGUGAUCAACGGCAGGUUUGGCGUGACCAUGCUGCAGACGCCACCGCCGCUACCCGCCAACCCCACCAACGAGCAGAAAGAGGAGCGGCAGCAGGAGCAACAGGAGAGACAGCAGCGACUGCUGCAAGUGCUUGUUGGCGGCGAGCUUGCUGCAAUUCAGGUGCAGGCUGUGGUGGAGGAGGCAUUCGCAUGCGAGCAUCUUCGCAAGACGCUGCUGAUGAUUCGCAACCGCGUGGCCGUUAUCCCGCUCUCCACCUUCCCGUUUUGGCAAGUGGCCAUGGCACGCGAGGCGCACGUGCGCCUGCCGCUGCAGCUCGCCUACACGGGUGCACAUGCUGUUGCCGUGCGCAUUGCGUGUGUUCAACGUCUGGGCGCUGUUGCCGCCAUUCUUUACAACGACCUCGACCUCUCCUCGUCGUGCUUCUUUGCCACGCUCACGCAGUCGCUGGCACACUGUCCGCUGUACACGGAGAUUGCGAUUCCUGUGGGCGUGUGCCCGCGCAACCUCUCUGCGCUCUUUCCCAUGACGACGGGCGCUGGGUAUAUGUUCACCACGCUCACAUUCUCACUUGACAACACGCCGACACCGCCACCGCCACAGAAGCAGCGGCAACAACAACAACAGAAGCAACAACAGCAGAAGCAACAACAGCAGAAGCAACGGCAGGGCCAACACAGAGAGGGUGCUGUGCAAGCGGAACAGCAGCAACAGCAACAGCAAGUGGAACAGCAGGGGCAACAACAAGCAGGGCAACAGGGGCGACAACACGAGGAACAGCAACAAGGUCAGCAGCAACAGCAAGAGCAGGAUCAGCAACAGUAUGCGGGCUCAUCAUCGCGUGUGCCGACUGCUGCCACUUCUUCUGCUGCCGGUGAUGUUGCAAACGGCAACAACAACAACAACAACAACAACAACAACAACAACAACAACAACAACAACAGCAACAACAACAACAACAACAACAACAUGACCAUUUCUGACACCAGUACCAAUGCCAGUGGCAGUGGCAAUGGCAGUGCACCACCACCACCACCAUCGUCGUCAUCGUCAUCAACAUGCCACCGCCACGACGACCACACAGGUGGACAACAGGAACAACAUCAACAACAGCAGCAUGAACAACAACAGCAACAACAACAACAACAACAACAACAACAACAACAACAACAACAACAACAACAACAACAACAGCACCAGCCGCAAGGUGAGGGUGAGAAGGAAAUGAUGACACACCAUCCAUAUGCGUCAUCAACAACACCAGCAGUGACGUCAGCAGCAGCAACAACGACGACGGCAACAGCACUGCCAACAGCCACCAUCGCAGCAGCAACAUCUGGUGCACCCCCUUCCAGCCUCCCCACGAGCAUGAACCUGUGUGCGAACACCAGCACCAGCAGCGAGCCGCUGUCACCGCUUGUGUCGUUGCCUCAAACCACACACCACCAUCACCACCAGCAUCACCAACACCAACACCACUAUCCACAGCAAACGCAGCAGCAGUUGCAACACGCGCAGCACCAGCAGCCAUACCACCACCACGGGACAACGGGCGGGACACUGCCGUCGUCGUCGUUGUCAUCGUCGUCAUCAUCGCAUGUGCAUGCGCCCACAUCAUCAUCAUCAUCAUCAUCAUCAUCAUCAUCAUCAUCAUCGACAACGGCAGCGGCACCAGCAGUGCCACCACCGCCACCAACAACAUCGACGCCAUCACUUUCGCGUCAUGACGACGUGCAUGCACAGCCGCUGAUUGCAUCUGUGCCCCGUGCUGCGGCAGCAGUGGGAGCAGUGGGCGCAAUGGUGCCGGCCGCACAUGGUGGCGAGGGAACACAGGCGCCCCACCCGCCAUCCGCAUCAACAGCAACAGCAUCGUCAACACCAAGCACGCCAGCUACAGCUACAGCAACACCAGCAGCUACAGCAGCAGAGACGCAACCUCUUGUGACAUCAGUGGCGUUAUCGUCGACAUCAACAGGUGCCAGCGUGGCUCCGGCCUCUGCUGAGGCGCACAGCCCAACCAGUGAUAGCGCUACUGCUGGCACACACCCAACCAUGCAACAGCAGCAGCAGCAGCAACAACAACAACAACAACAACAACAACAACAACAACAACAACAACAACAACAACAACAACAACAACAACAACAACAGCAACAACAACAACAACGUUCGUCAGCGAAGCGAACGGCAUCCGAGGCGGGAGCGUCGAGCCGUGAUCAUGAUCAUGACGAUGACGAUGACAAUAACGACAAUGACGAUGGCGGUGACGUGCAUGCGCGCAAGGUGCGACCAACAGACACAUCCCCUCAGACACCAAGACUCGCAACACCGACGAGCGCCAGGCCAGGUGCAACAGCAGCGCCGGCAGUGUCAUCACCAUCAGAAGAAGCAUCAUCAUCAUCGACAGAAGCAACAGCCACAACAGCACCGCCAACCAGCGCAGCAUCUGCCACGCCCACAACCCCACAUGCCACUCAGCCCACGUCGUCAUCGACGCCAGCAACAGCAGCAGCAACAGCAACACCAUCAACACCAUCAUCGUCAUCAUCCUUGGCAUCGGGGAAGAAGUCAAAGGGGCGACCGCGGUGGGAUGCGUCGACGCUGCGGCAGCACCUGACCGCCCUCGGCUUCACCGUGCACUCGGUCACAUACCAGCGGCGAUCGGGCAGGAACAGGCCCCUCAUCAUGGCGACGUGCAAUGGGUGCCACGUUGGGAUGCGCUUCCUUGACGUGCACCGGGCGCAGAAACACAUCGAAACGUGCAUGAGCAAGCUCACGGCAGGGUCCGUGUUUGCAACACCUCACACAUCGACCGCCCCAUCCACCGCAACCACUCCCCUCAGACACCAGCAUCACCAGCAUCAGCAUCAUCAGCGCCAGCAUCAUCAGCAGCACCAGCAGCAGCAGGCACACGGAGCUGUUGUUGACCGAGACCGCGGUGUGCUUCACACGCACCAUCAUCACCAUCACCAUCAUCACCAUGAGCAGCAGCAGCAGCAGCAGCAGCAGCAGCAGCAGCAGCAGCAGCAGCAGCCUGCGACUUUGUUUGUGCCAGCAACAGCACCCAUGGCGGUGGGCCACACGGGCGCACCUGACGCUGCCAUGCCAUCAACCACGCUGCCUGCUUCCAGCGGCGGUGUUGGUGGUGCUCUUGGUGGUUCGCAUGGGUUGCACCCGGGUGUUGCGCCCGCCACACCUGCUGGGCAGCACGGCGGCAAUUACGCAACCACAGGCGGCACCAAUGGCCACGGCGUGGGGUUUGGUGGUCGCCUUGACGCAAGCAGCUUCACCCCGACAGAGCUACCUCCGUUUGCGCUCAAGCUGACAUCGCUGACCCGAGCGCCACACCUAACUGAAGCGUGGACUUUUGCACAGGUGGUGGCGUUUGUUGACGCGCUCUUCUCCGCGCACGCGCCCGUGACGGCCGAUGCCAUUGUGGCGUAUGUCAACGCAUAUCCCCAUCACAGCGUCGUCAGCACCAGCACCAGCAAUACCAGCAACAGCAGCGGUGGCAAUGUUGGGACAACAGCAACCAUGCCGGUUGGCUAGCGCGCACGCACCCUGUGUGUGCGUGCGUGUUUGUGUUUGUUUGUGUGUGCCUCUUGUUCGCUGUCUCUUCAUCAUCCCAGCCACCUGCACACCUCACGCACCUCACGCACCUCACCCACUCAUUGUCACCUCGCACACCUCGCAUCAAAACUGUUGGCGGGAGAGUGAGCGCGUCAUCGUUCGUCAUCAUUGCGCAAUUGUUUCCUCCACACGUCCAAAUCUUUUAAAACAUUCGCAAAUGUUCUUCACCCGCC
This is a messenger RNA of Salpingoeca rosetta, 4245 nucleotides long. RefSeq lists its product as uncharacterized. The coding region runs from base 35 to 3991 and encodes 1318 amino acids. Gene Ontology annotation, molecular function: rRNA binding. Gene Ontology annotation, biological process: ribosomal large subunit assembly. NCBI's taxonomy places the organism in Eukaryota, Choanoflagellata, Craspedida, Salpingoecidae. The transcript is spliced from 3 exons. Gene Ontology annotation, cellular component: preribosome, large subunit precursor. The record is from RefSeq and is a predicted model, not a curated record.